AUGUCUGACUGGACCUAUGAAAUGCUCCGAUAUGCUUUCAGCUGGAACGACGAGUCAAGCGAAAAGGCACUCAAGUAUGUUGUUAACGGCAGGAGUCCGUCCGAGACAAUGUCAGAGUUCCAGCUUCUCGACAUACUGCUGCUAACUAUUCUGACUGAGAAAGAUGAAGUUGAAAGGACGUCUGCGCUCGUUUUCUUAGAGGAGCACGGCAAGAGUUUGGUCUUUGAUUAUUCGCGGCUUCACAAAGUUUACUUCGUGCUCGAGAACAUUCUGGGUUCGCCAGUUGAUGGUCAGGGCAUGACGUACUCAUUGAAGUCGCAAGUUCUGGUCACGUAUACAGCGCUCUUGAUACAGUUCAACACCUUCGAGACAGACGUCGCUCGCUUCGAAGGCUUCGUGGAUCUAUUAUACUCCAUGGUAAAGCACACAAACAAGUCAGCGGAUCGAAUCCUUCGAGCCUAUGCCUGCGAGUGCUUGCACGAGCUGGAGAGCUGGCAUCCAGGGCUUCUGUUUCCGCUGCUCGGAGAGGACUGGACGGUGCCUCCCAUCUGGGCGGGUGGAAUGACAGCCACAGUGCAACAGGGCUCCUCCGUCGGCAUCAACACGCUGGCCAAGUUCGCCAACGACGAGUUGCUGCACAUACAGGAGAGCUAUGCGCGGCUCUUUUUCACCACGAUCCAGCAUUUCACGGAGCAGUUGGUGCAGGAGGCUCUCAAGCAUCAGCCAGAGGAACGGCGCGAGGAUCUAACGGAGCUUUCUCUGCAGUCGGGCCUCACGACACCUCUCGCAGGGUCGAGGCCCGGCACGCCGCCCCUCACUCCACGUGGCGAGGACGAGACCGGCCAGUCCAGCCAGUGGGCGCUGCCCCAAGCGAAAGGCGACUCUAGGGACGCCAUGUUCCGCUUCCACAUUCCGAAGAACUGCCACGCAGGCCCGGAGUUCGCGUUUGACCUCGCAACGGAUCAGACACCUCCUCGAUUGCCUCGCAAACUGGUGAGGACCAUGACAAGGAGCAUCGGCUUGGUCCUGGAGGCGAUGCCCACGUCCUCGUCCUGGACCAAGAUCUUCAUCGCCGAACGCCUAAGCCUCUUCGUGAAAGUCCUGGCACUGCCGCAGCGCGUGGUCUUCCAUCACUUCUCGCCAUUAUUGCAUGCCUCGCGGCCGUCCUUGUUGCACGCCUUCAUGGUGGUGAACGCACUCUUCACAGCAAAGGAGCUGGGUUCCAACACCGUGGCCGAGGCGGUCGUCCAUCGUCUGUUCGCUCUGGUGCAGGAUGGGGCCAUGGAGCCAUGCUUUCGCUUGCUGUCCGUCAGCUGGCUCAUCGCCCUGUCGAGCUCUUCAAAGAUCUCUUUCAACUUGCUCUGGGAGCGGGUGCAAGAGCUCUGCCCUCGCUGGCACGAUCCUCUGGAGCUGAAGGAGAUGAAGCUGCAAGCGCUGCUGUACUGCUUCAAACUCUCUCAGAACCUGCCCAGCAAUCUCUUGAUCGUCCUGGAGUCCCUCUCGGAGUUCAAAUACUGUCAUCGGCCAGUGGGUGCCCACGCCGUAGUUUUCCGUUUCCUACUCCGAGUACUGAUUGAUUUUGCACCGGAGAUGGACCGCCUGGAGGUUCCGCAAUCCUUGUGCGACAUGCUGCGGUCGCACCUGCGAUUACUUCCUUCGGUUCUAGCGCUCAACCAGAGGGUAAACUCCAAGGCUGUCCAGUGGAAGCUGCUUCACUCACUCGGCCAGUUCGUUUCGCGCCUCGAGCCUCCAUCAAGGAUACAAAGAUACUUUGGCCUCCUCGUUAUUCUCUCCGAGACGCCGUGGCUGGACCCAAGUUACGUCCUGACGGCGCUACAUCGGCUGGUGUUCUGCCCAUCCUCCAGUCUGACAUGGGAAGCGGGUGUGCGCGUUCUCAUUACGUGCCGUCGAAUCAUCCUUUCGCAUCCUCAGGCCGUGAUUUACCAGCCGAUGCUCCGGUUACUGCAGCACCUGGCGACCUACCAGUCCGACGUCGACUUGCGGGACCGGUCCCUGCUCUAUCUGAGGCUGCUCUCCCACUCCGGGCCAGCGGCCUUGGGGGCGCUUUUCAACCCUCACCCUGCAAACAUGCAGAGGAUGACGCAGAUGCUGUCACCCGUGCUUCCCAGAACCGUGCGUCUUAUAAACGGCCCGGUACCUUUCCUGCGCUUCGUGAAGUCACCCGAUGAGCGCAAGAAGCUUGGGCUGCUCGACCGCCAAACCGCUGUGUUUGUGCUUCCGGGUGCCGAAGAAGGUGACCUGCUGAGCAGCCAGUGGGAGAAGAGAUGGGGCGACCCUGGCCUGGACCACAAGUUCCCCGAGGACUGGCUCAAGGUCGGGGCCGGAUCAGGCGGAUUGCCGUGGUUGCUGAAUGAGUACAAGGAGCACCUCAAGGCUUCUCCCUCGAGCAUUCGCUUGCCCUUCACCUUGCAGUAUGAACCUGCUGCUGACAUGGCAUCGGAGGAAUUGAGCUUGGAGUGCCCGCGUCAACUCUUCUCCCUGGAGUUGACGUUCUCCUCCAGCGAGCAUUUCGUCCCAAUCGAGCCAAUUCGUAUUCCGUUUAUUGCUGCUGACGGUGGUCUGGUAGUGGAUGGCGACGAUGGAGAUGGUUUUCCAUGCUUGAAUAAGCUGCUGCUGCGGCUUCGGCCCCUGAGCCCAGUACCAACAUCCUUUGGGGUGAACAUCGCCUUCAACGACAGCUUAAGCCAGAUGUACUUAGGCCAGCUCGAAGCCUUCGAGGUUGCCUUCCAGGAUCUCUUUCUUCCAGUGCGUCUUCCUCUCGUGUUUUGGGCUCCUUUGUUCGAGAACCUCUGGGCAAGUCUCGCCGAGCCAUCCUGGUCAGUGAAGGUCCUGGACUUGGAAAGGGACACCGUGAAGGAGCUGAUCCAGACGCAGCUUGGACCCUUUGUCGUCCCGGCAGAGGUUCAUGUUGAAGAUGAAGAUUUCGAUUUCGAACAAGAAGAGUACUUCGACAGAUGGAACAGCUUGCCCGAAGGCGAAAUGGACCUGCCGGAGCAGGAGCAAGAUGUGACCGUCAAUGUGGACACUACCUUCGCUAUCCUGUUUGUCCCUCCAUGCUAUCACUUGCUGAUGAGGUUUGCAAUAUCGUCGAACUCAACAAUUGUGCGAAUAUUGACAGAUCGCUUCCAGCUGCUCUCCUACAUGGACGCCUUCUUCUUGUCUUGGAGUCGAGACGCUGCAAUGCUCGCCGACCUAAGCCAAGAUGUUGACGUGCGACAAAAAGACAUAGCGCGCAUCGCCUGUUCACCCUGCAGAGCAGUUUGA
This is a messenger RNA of Symbiodinium sp. CCMP2456, 3285 nucleotides long. The record is from the annotation of a GenBank genome assembly. Lineage: Eukaryota; Dinophyceae; Suessiales; Symbiodiniaceae.